AUGUCCUUUCUUCUUUACAUAAACAACCCAUUCCAAGAGCACAGGACAAAUUUUGUGGAUUUUCUCAAGCGCAUCACCAAAACUACGCAAAUACGGGUGUUUCAGAUAGAAAACGACUUUCUUCCCUUCUAUUUUUUGAUAUUCGAAUCGAAAAACGAUUUGCAGACUGCUCUUAAUAUUCUUGCUAUCAUCAAGCGGCAAUUCAUUGCUAACCUGGAGUUUUGCACUGAAAACAACCUGAAGGUGCAGGGCAUGUGUCUGUCCAAAGGGCAGAGCGCCAUAUUAAAGGAAUACGAAGCGUGUGUUAGUGAGAGCGGUGUGCUUGAAAAGUUUAAGGCCGAGCUGAACUGCAGCGAAAGCAGAGAUCCGGAGGUAGAAAUGUCAGAAAUCUACAAAAGACUCCUCGAAAGCUGGACAGAGCAGGAAAAGGAGAUUAAAGAAGAAUUUUUUAAGAAGUUAAAGGCUUUUGAAUCAAAACCAAAAAGGACCGUAGAAAAACACUGAAAAUGCCGUCGCCUUUGCAGAAUAGGAUUUGCUCUUUGGAUGAGACGGGUUUGCAAGACUGCAACCGACCAACGAAAAGUGCACAUGAAGGUAAAGAAAGAGCUCAAAAUAAUAGCAUUUGUCCCAGCAGACCAGAAAAUGGUGUAAAAUUAACUAAACAUGCUUUUGGUGAAGAGUCCAAAAUCACAUGUAAGAUAUUCUUAGACCAUUUUCAACGAGGAGAUGAAGUAAAACCAUGAAUUGAGGGCCUCGCUACGGCAUUUUGUGAGGUGAUACAGCUUUCUGCAUGGUAUUUAUGUGGUCAGCGCGUUCGUGUUAUCAUUGGUUGGUCCAUGUACAGAAUAAAGUGCAUGCGAUAGCCGUUCAAAUGAGAAGAUGCAGGUCUUCACAGCACCUCCUCGUUCACCGACAGAAUGUCCAGCAACAAAACCGUGCGAUUACCUCUGUUAACCACAAAUAUCGCCGAAAAGAUGCCAAGAUCACAG
Molecule: messenger RNA, 989 nt
Organism: Vavraia culicis subsp. floridensis
Lineage: Eukaryota; Fungi; Microsporidia; Pleistophoridae
Exons: 1
Coding region: 1-504 (167 amino acids)
Source: RefSeq, a predicted model, not a curated record